Messenger RNA from Solea solea (common sole), 2867 nucleotides. Its product is annotated as heat shock 70 kDa protein 1. Lineage: Eukaryota; Metazoa; Chordata; Actinopteri; Pleuronectiformes; Soleidae. Gene Ontology annotation, biological process: cellular response to unfolded protein; protein refolding. The transcript is spliced from 2 exons. Gene Ontology annotation, molecular function: heat shock protein binding; ubiquitin protein ligase binding; misfolded protein binding. Bases 764 to 2683 code for a protein of 639 amino acids. The record is from RefSeq and is a predicted model, not a curated record. Gene Ontology annotation, cellular component: cytoplasm; blood microparticle; vesicle.
UGUACUUAAUGGUCUGAGUGUAACACUCGUUUGUGCACAAUGAAUUUUAGAAAUAGCAAGAUCAAAUAAAAAUACACAAUCUGGCCAAAAUUCAUGCGGGAAUAUUCAUGAACCCAUGAACACAGACAAAAUGAUGAAGAAUAAAAAUGUGUGAAAAAAUGUGGCACAAGCAUCCCCAACAGUUAAUUUUAAUUUAAUUAUGGAAUAUUUACAUUGUUGGGAGUUUUCAAGGUUAUUUGUUUAUUUUUUAAAACAAACUAAUUCUUCUUUAAAGUGAGAGGGUGAAAACUGUACAGUGUGAAUACGUGAAUGUAAAGAUUCAAACUAUGAAUGAUUGACAAACAAAGUUGAGAAGCUUCUGGGUUUUCCUCCAAGUUUCCAGAAAGUUCCGGCACAGACCGGAAACUGACGCUUCGCGAGUUUUGUCAGACUGCAGUUACUAUGAACAAAAUACCGAAAGUGAUGUAGUUUUCAAAAUAAGAUAGACGCAGUUUGUUUUCGGUUGUGAGUGCGUCAAAGAAAACGGGUUAUGUUUUACUUUGAAGUAGCAAACAGGAAGUGGCACCUACCACAGAUGCAAUCUUGACGGUGCCGGAUGAGAACCGUGUAGAAGCAUCCAGAUCGUCUCCUCGCCGAUAUAAAGAGGCAGGAGCAAUGAGAGCAGAGGAGAAGAAGAAGACUACAAAGAAGAAGAAGACGACAAAGAAGAAGAAAAAGAAGAUAAAGAAGACCCCCCACUGAACUGUGACCGUCUCCAGUGACAAUGUCUGCAGCUAAAGGUGUCGCCAUCGGCAUCGACCUGGGCACCACCUACUCCUGUGUGGGGGUUUUCCAGCAUGGAAAAGUAGAAAUCAUCGCCAAUGACCAGGGCAACAGGACCACCCCCAGCUAUGUGGCCUUCACUGAUACGGAGAGGCUGAUUGGGGACGCAGCUAAGAACCAGGUGGCUCUGAACCCCAGUAACACUGUGUUUGACGCAAAGAGACUGAUUGGAAGAAAGUUUGAGGAUGCAGUGGUGCAGGCUGACAUGAAGCACUGGCCUUUCAAGGUGGUUUCAGAUGGAGGGAAGCCCAAAAUCCAGGUGGAGUACAAAGGGGAGGACAAAGCUUUUUAUCCUGAGGAGAUUUCCUCCAUGGUCCUCGCGAAAAUGAAGGAGGUCGCCGAGUCAUACCUCGGCCACAAGGUGUCCAGCGCCGUCGUCACCGUCCCGGCGUACUUCAACGACUCCCAGCGACAGGCGACUAAAGAUGCAGGCAUCAUCGCAGGACUGAACGUCCUGAGAGUCAUCAACGAGCCUACGGCAGCUGCCAUCGCGUACGGUCUGGACAAAGGCAAGACUGGAGAACGUAACGUCCUGAUCUUCGACCUGGGUGGCGGCACCUUUGACGUGUCUGUCCUGGCGAUUGAUAACGGCAUCUUUGAGGUCAAAGCCACGGCUGGAGACACUCACCUGGGGGGAGAAGACUUUGACAAUCGCAUGGUCAACCACUUUGUGGAGGAGUUCAAGAGGAAACACAGGAAGGACAUCAGCCAGAACAAGAGAGCUCUGAGGAGGCUGCAUACAGCAUGUGAAAGAGCUAAGAGGACCUUGUCCUCCAGCUCCCAGGCCAGCAUUGAGAUCGAUUCACUGUUUGAAGGUGUCGACCUCUACACCUCCAUCACCAGAGCUCGUUUUGAGGAGCUAUGUGCCGACCUGUUCAGGGGAACACUGGAGCCGGUGGAGAAGGCCCUGAGGGACGCCAAAAUGGACAAAGCACAGAUUCACGACAUCGUCCUGGUGGGAGGUUCCACCCGAAUCCCCAGAAUCCAAAAACUGUUGCAGGAUUUCUUCAACGGCAAGGAACUGAACAAGAGCAUCAACCCAGACGAGGCGGUGGCCUACGGUGCUGCCAUCCAGGCUGCUGUUCUCACAGGUGAUACCUCAGACAACAUUCAGGACCUGCUGCUGCUGGACGUGGCACCGCUUUCCCUGGGAAUCGAGACAGCCGGAGGAGUCAUGACAUCUCUGAUUAAACGCAACACCACAAUCCCCACUAAAUGUUCCCAGGUCUUCACAACCUACUCAGACAACCAGCCCGCGGUCCUCAUCCAGGUGUACGAAGGUGAAAGAGCCAUGACCAAGGACAACAACCUGCUGGGCAAGUUUGAGCUCACAGGAAUCCCACCUGCUUCACGAGGGAUCCCACAGAUCGAGGUCACCUUUGACGUCGACUCCAACGGCAUUUUAAACGUGUUGGCUGUGGACAAAAGCACCGGCAAAGAGAACAAGAUCACCAUCACCAACGACAAGGGCCGACUGAGCGGAGAAGACAUCGAGAGGAUGGUGCAGGAUGCUGAAAAAUACAAAGCGGAGGACGAGCUCCAGAGAGACAAGAUCUCCGCUAAGAACUCCCUGGAGUCCUACGCCUUCAGCAUGAAGAGCAGCAUGCAGGACGAGAGACUGAAGGCCAAAAUUAGUGAGGAGGACCAGAAGAAGGUGACUGAGAAGUGUGAUGAGGUCAUCGCCUGGCUGGAGAACAACCAGCUGGCUGAGAAAGACGAGUUCCAACACAGGCAGAAAGAGCUGGAGAAGGUGUGUCAGGCCAUCAUCACUAACAUGUACCAGGGAGGACAGCCUGCAGGGGGCUGCAGAGAGCAGGCACGAGGCGGCUUCCAGGGGCCCACUGUUGAGGAGGUGGACUAAACCGGUCCCUGAAUGCCAACUGUUGCUUUACUGUAAAUAAUAUUCCAUCUUCACCAUCACUGCUGUGCUUUGUAAUGUUUCUUUGUUUUGGUGAAUAAAUGUCUUUUUACAUAUGAUGUAGAAAUGUUGAAAAAUCCUGUGAAUGUAAAUACAUUCUGGAAAUUAAAUAAAGGAGAAAAUGGAA